AUGACAAAAGCCAGUGUGUUACUUUCACCAACAUCUUGGAGCAACGAAAGAUGUGCCACAGCAUAUAUAAUACUUCCAUUAUGCCCCAUAUCGGUAACACUAUGCAUUCGAGAGCGAGCAGAGCACCAUCAGCUUAAAAUCUGCAGCGGUGUGAUCCCGUACGUAUGUUGUGCGUUUCAAAUGAGACCUAGUGGGCAAUUUGUCUUGAUGUAUCCAUCUGGAUUUGAAUUGAGGGAAACAAUCAAAACUGAGGACGCACUGUGCUGUCAUACAGCUGAAAUCCGAGAAAAUAUACUGGAAUCAGAUUGA
Molecule: messenger RNA, 309 nt
Organism: Necator americanus (New World hookworm)
Lineage: Eukaryota; Metazoa; Nematoda; Chromadorea; Rhabditida; Ancylostomatidae
Exons: 2
Coding region: 1-309 (102 amino acids)
Source: RefSeq, a predicted model, not a curated record